AUGUCUGUCCAGCAGUGGGUGACCUCCCUCCAGGGUCUCGAUAGUCUUCGGCCUCGAGCGGUUCCUGCACCGACCCCCGGCCCGGGCGAGGUGUUGGUGGAGAUCCAUGCCAUCUCGCUCAACUACCGUGAUGUAGAAGUGACCAAGGGCGAAUACAAACACCACAACACCGCGGAGCAGGACACCACCGUCGUGCCUUGCUCGGACAUGUGCGGCGUAGUCAAGCAGGUCGCUCCUGGCGUGGAAAGAUGGCAGGUCGGUGAUCGCGUGGUGUCGACAUUCGCCCCCGACCAUCUGACCGGCCAGGUGACGGAGAAGGAGCUCGCUGGGAGCUUGGGGCUCCCGCAAGAUGGCGUCCUGACCACCCAUCGGGUCUUUCCAGAGUACGGGCUGGUCAAAGCGCCAAGCCACAUGUCAGAUGAGCAGGCAGCUACACUCACUAUUGCAUCAGUCACUGCUUGGAUGGCCAUCAAUGGGAUGCGCCCCCUGGGGCAAAGUGGAGGGAAGGGCGAAUAUGUCCUACUUCAAGGUACUGGCGGCGUGGCCAUUGCCGGGCUGCAGCUUGCCAAGGCAUCCGGCGCCACAGUGAUUAUUACUUCCUCGUCUGACGCCAAAUUGGACCAGGCGAAACGACUAGGCGCCGAUUUCACCAUCAACUAUCGCACGACCCCGAACUGGGAGGAAGAGGUCAUGAAGUUCACGGGGAACCAUGGUGCAGAUAUCAUUCUUGAAACGGGCGGUGCUCAGACAUUGAGAAAAAGCUUUGACUGCAUCGCCUUUGGGGGUUUGAUUGACUGCAUUGGAUAUGUGACGGGCAAGGUGGAUGCCGAUGAUGAUCGCCUGAAUGUGAACGUGUUGACGCUGCGUCGAACGGUGACUCUAAAAGGCAUCAUCAACGGGCCCACGGAUCGGUUCGAGGAGAUGCUCCGGUUCUACGGGGCACACCAGAUCCACCCAGUAGUGAACCGGGUCUUUGCCUUUACCAAAGUGAAGGAGGCUUUCCGGUUCUUGGAGAGCGGCAGUCAUUUUGGAAAGGUGGUGAUCAAGGUCAAAUAG
Messenger RNA from Penicillium alfredii, 1056 nucleotides. RefSeq names its product zinc-dependent alcohol dehydrogenase family protein. Lineage: Eukaryota; Fungi; Ascomycota; Eurotiomycetes; Eurotiales; Aspergillaceae. Gene Ontology annotation, molecular function: oxidoreductase activity. The coding region runs from base 1 to 1056 and encodes 351 amino acids. The record is from RefSeq and is a predicted model, not a curated record. The transcript is spliced from 3 exons.